Molecule: messenger RNA, 1227 nt
Organism: Microbotryum saponariae
Lineage: Eukaryota; Fungi; Basidiomycota; Microbotryomycetes; Microbotryales; Microbotryaceae
Source: the annotation of a GenBank genome assembly
AUGGCUCGGAAUCCGACCGCCUCCACGUCCACGCCCACGCCCACGUCCACGUCCACGUCCACGUCCACGUCCACGUCCACCUCGAGCUCGAGCUCGCCACACAAGUACAGCGUCAUCCUUCCCACCUACCAAGAACGACGCAACCUCCCCGUCAUCGUAUAUCUCCUCGCCAAAACGUUCAAGCAGCAGUCAGUAUACACAGACCUGGGCCCUGUGCUGAUCCCGGACUCGGACUGAAGCGCGCUCUCUCUGCCCCUGCACUUUGAAAGUGACUUGGCAUGGGAGAUCAUCAUUGUCGACGACGCGUCCCCGGAUGGAACACUCGAGCUCGCACAACAGCUGCAGGAACUUUACGGAGAGCAACACAUCGUCAGUCACACUUCCUCUUCGUUGGGCUAUCGAGCCGCACCCCCACACGCGCAACCUGACACGUGAUCCCCACCCCUUGUGCAAUGCAGAUCCUCCGGCCAAGAACAGGCAAACUUGGACUAGGGUCAGUCUCAUCUUCAACUUGGGACACAACGCUUCUGACCCGCAGGAACCCUCCAAGAUGCUCACACCCCACCUUGCAUCCAUCUCAUAGCUCGGCCUACGUCCACGGUCUCAAGUCCUGCUCCGGCGAUUUCGUCGUCAUCAUGGACGCAGACUUUUCACACCACGCAAGUCCAAAAUUGCUGCUUCAAACGCAUCGUCCCACUCAACCCUCUUGUUUUCGUCUCGCUCGAACCCCCACCAGCCUAAAUUUCUACCUCAAUUCAUCGCCAAGCAGAAAAUUCGAGACGCCGACGUUGUCACGGGCACACGCUACAUUUCCGGGGGAGGUGUAUACGGAUGGGACCUGAAACGCAAAGUCAUCUCCAGAGGUGCGAACCUAUUGGCCAAAAUCGUCUUGUGGCCUGGCGUAUCCGACGUGACGGGGUCCUUCCGGUAAGGUUUCACGAAUAAUCUCCUCCCUUCCCCGGCAAGCUCGUGACCAUUGAGACCCUCUCAACGAUUCCCCUUCUCAGACUCUACAAACGCCCCGUUCUCGAACGCUUGAUCAACGAGACCGUUUCAAGAGGCUACGUCUUCCAAAUGGAGAUCAUCGUACGAGCCAAAGCCACGGGGUGCAUUGUCGAUGAAGUGCCCAUCACGUUUGUCGAUCGCGUCUUCGGGGAGAGCAAGUUGGGGGGUAGUGAGAUCGUGCAGUACGCUCAGGGAAUCUGGAUGUUGUUUCGGACGGUGUAA